UGAAGGGCCCUCUUGAGCGCCAUGGACGCCUCUUCCUCCGCCGCCGAGACCCCGGAGGCUCCGGCGGCCCUACGCUCUUCCCAGGGUCCGGAGACCCCCGGCCGCAAGGCGCCCCUUCCUCCUCCUCCUCCUCCUCCUCUGCUGGAUGGCGAAGCCGGGGGUCGCCCGCCCAGCGACGGCUCCUCGCAGCCGCCCACUCGCAAAGGCUCCACGGCCGCGGCCAAGGGCGAGAUGGCGACGGCCCGCGUGGCCGAGCAGAUCGUGGCCGCAGACUUGGCCUCCGCCGCCGCCGCCGCAGCGGCUUCGGGCUCCGAAGAUCCCGGAGGGUCCUUCGUCCAGCGGCAACUGGGCGCCCUCCUCCAACCGGCGGUCAACAAAUUCUCCCUCCGCAUGUUUGGCAGCCACAAGGCGGUGGAGAUGGAGCAGCAGCGGGUCAAAUCGGCCGGGUUUUGGAUCAUCCAUCCCUACCGCGAUUUCAGGUUUUACUGGGACUUGAUUAUGUUGCUGUUGAUGGUUGGCAACUUGAUCAUCCUGCCGGUGGGGAUCACUUUUUUCAAGGACGAGAACACGCCUCCUUGGAUCGUCUUCAACGUCCUCUCGGACACCUUUUUCCUGGCCGACUUGGUGUUGAAUUUCCGCACGGGGAUCGUGGUGGAAGACAACACCGAGAUCAUUUUGGAUCCCCAUACCAUUAAGAUGAAGUAUCUCAGGAGCUGGUUUCUGGUGGAUUUCAUUUCUUCCAUCCCGGUCGAUUACAUCUUCCUCAUCGUAGAUCUGGAGACCCAAGUGGAUUCCGAAGUGUAUAAAACAGCCCGAGCCCUGCGUAUCGUCCGUUUCACAAAAAUCCUUAGCUUGCUUCGUCUUCUCCGUCUCUCGCGCCUCAUCCGUUACAUUCACCAAUGGGAAGAGAUUUUCCACAUGACCUAUGACCUGGCCAGUGCUGUAGUCCGGAUCUUCAAUCUCAUCGGAAUGAUGCUUCUCCUGUGUCACUGGGAUGGCUGCUUACAAUUCUUGGUUCCCAUGCUGCAAGACUUCCCCGAAGAUUGUUGGGUUUCCAUCAACCACAUGGUGAAUGACUCUUGGGGAAAGCAAUAUUCGCACGCUUUGUUCAAAGCAAUGAGUCACAUGUUGUGCAUCGGCUAUGGGCAGCAGGCACCCGAGGGCAUGACUGACGUGUGGCUGACGAUGUUGAGCAUGAUUGUGGGCGCCACCUGCUAUGCCAUGUUCAUCGGCCACGCCACCGCCCUUAUCCAGUCGCUGGACUCCUCUCGGCGCCAAUACCAGGAGAAGUAUAAGCAAGUGGAACAAUACAUGUCCUUCCAUAAAUUACCGGGCGAUACACGUCAACGGAUCCACGAAUAUUACGAACACCGAUACCAGGGCAAAAUGUUUGACGAAGAGAAUAUCUUGGAAGAAUUGAGCGAACCCCUUAAAGAGGAGAUCAUCAAUUUCAACUGCCGGAAUCUGGUGGAUAACAUGCCCCUCUUCGCCAACGCCGACCCCAACUUUGUGACGGCGAUGCUGACCAAGUUGCGCUUCGAGGUUUUCCAGCCAGGAGACUUCAUCAUCCGAGAGGGAACGGUCGGGAAAAAGAUGUAUUUCAUACAACAUGGUGUAGUUAGCAUCCUGACCCGGGGCUCUAAGGAAAUGAAGCUUUCGGACGGAUCUUAUUUUGGUGAGAUCUGCCUUCUGACCCGGGGCCGGCGCACGGCCAGCGUCCGAGCCAACACCUACUGCCGCCUCUACUCCCUUUCCGUGGACAACUUCAACGAAGUCCUGGAGGAAUACCCAAUGAUGCGGCGAGCGUUUGAAACCGUGGCCAUGGAUAGGUUGGACCGGAUAGGGAAGAAGAACUCCAUCCUGUUGCGGAAGAGAGCGGAGCACAGUUCUAGCACGGUCAACAAUGAGAUCAUCCAACAGAUCGUCAAACACGACCAAGACAUGGCACACAACAUCCAGGACCUCCAGCCCAUGUCUGCCGGUCGGGAACUGAGUGGCAAACCACUCAUCUGGGAGCCCCUCGUCCACGCGCCGCUGCAGACUGCCGCCGCCACCACCAGCGUGGCCAUCGCACUGACCCACCAGCAAAGUCUGGCGACGCAUAUCUUCCUUCCCCCUUCGUCCAUCUCCAGCCCUCUCUCCCCCGACUCGGCUGCUCUCCUGCGCCAUCCCCGUCGCUCCCAACCCAGCCUGGGGGGUUCCCGGCCAUCCUCCGUCAGCUCGCCUGCCUCAGGGGCCCAGUCCCACCUGCAGACACCUGCCGCUGGCUCGCCGUGUUCUCCCAUGGUUCAGUGCACAUUCCCCUUGGAAAGUACGAUGGGCAAAGGACAAACCCUUUCGCGGCCCGUUCAGAAGAGGGACCCCAUCCCUGGGAUGAGCCAGGCUCAGCUAUCCGAAACUCGGGGUACGUCGGUAUCCACAUCCCUCUUGCAGCAGGCAGCACACAGCGCAUCCGUCCCGCCAGGACGAACUCUGCACUACAGUCUCUCUCGGGCCACAGGGUCCCAUAUUUCCCUGUUCCUGCAGCCUCAGCAGAUGGUCAAACAUCGGAGCUCGCAGGGCCUUUCGGUGGGACGUCUUACGCAGGACGUCCGGCCGCUUUCGGCGUCUCAGCCUUCCUUGCCAAACCGGCUCACCCAACCUUCGGACAUGGGGUCUUCCCAGCAGGCGGGGAAAUCAGCCAGGAACGUCACGUACCGUUCCUCCCCGUCGGUUCCCGGUCUGCUAGGGAAACCAAGCACGGGAACCACCGGACAGCCUGUUUCCUCCCAGCAGGCCCCUUCAGGGUCCAGCCGGUCAGUGAGCGGGGCCACGACCCCCCAGUCACCUGUCUCUGUCCCGCGACACAGCACCGCCUCAUCCCGUAAGGGUUCCGUAGCAUUCAGUCCUGACGUCAACACUGGGAAACCGAAGCUGCCAUCUCACAUGUGAAACCAGGGUCAACACAGGGUCAACACCAGUCCCUUCUUGGGCAGGCCUUGGGGGCUGAGCUGGGGGGGCAAGGAAAGAGACACUCAGCGCAAUCCUGAGGGCAGAGGUCCGGGCCUGACAGAAGUCUGCUGGAGAGGGACUAGGAAUUAUUCCUACGCGGAGAUCCUACGAAGAGGACCAGAAAGCCGCCAGACUCAAAGUUGGUUUCUUCGGAGAGCAAGCUCCCUCGAGGGAAGGAAACGCCGACUUGUCCAUCAUCGGCUUUUUUAACGCUGGCUCACAAGUGUGUCCUUCCCUUCCCCGAGGGGGCCGUCUGCCUACGCGUCAAGUCGAACGGCGAACUCCUUCGCAACCAUCUUACAAGUCCAAUCUAGCAGGAGAAGUCGAAAUCCUGAGCAAAGAUGAUCUCUGGUGCGUCCGUUUUCAAGCGCACCGAAGCGGCCUCCCCGUUAACUAUAGUGGACGCUCCGAAACGAGCGUUUUUCGUGGGCCCCCUCCUGCCUUUUUCCUGCCUUUAGGAAUAUUUUUUAACGACCAGAUAAUCGACGUAGUGACCUCUCUCUCUCCGCUCUUCUCGCCCCCACACUUCUGCAAUAUCCACCUCAAGAUGUUUCGUGAGAGUGUGCGUUAACGGUAGAAACCCCAGUUCCACGCUCGAGAGGGAGGUGGAAUAUGGACUUUGUUUGCCCCAUCCCUAAAACACCCUUCUCUGCCAUCUUUGUCCUCCAUAACGGAGGGCGAAGAAGAAAAAACAACUUGCAUUAAAUUUCCCCGAUACAGCUAGUCCUCGACUUACAACAGUUUGUUUAGUGACCGUCCAAAGUAAAUGUUGGGCUCAAUUGUGGUCGUAAGUCGAGGACUACCUGUAACUCCACAAUGCCAGGUUGAGAAGGUGGAGCUUGUAUGAUGACAUAUUUUUUUGUCAUUGGGGCAUUAUACCAGUGCCUGUGGCCAUAAGCGUGAUUUUUGCACCGAGCCAGACUAAAAUGUCCCCUAAUAACUGAUCAGAUUUUGAUUUCCCAGAAUCCCCCGGCUCAGGUAACACUCUUACUUGAAAGCAUUUGCCAAUUUCCCUGCUAAGAUUUCGGAAACCGUUGUGGUUUUUUCACUUGUCGUUCCAGGUUUCUGCCCACUGAAGGGUUAUCUUUUUUAAAAAAAAACAAAAACAAGAGAAAAUGAAAAAACGAUAAUACCAGCCAUCAUUAUGGAGUAUCAAAGCUGGUUAAAGUAUAGUAAGAGGCCCUUUGCAGUCUCACACUUAACUUGCAUUCUUGGUUUGGCCGGACAAGGCCAGUGGUGGAAUUUGGGGUAGGAAAUUAGGGUAAAACUCCCUCAAAAAAAAAAAGAGAGAGAGAGAAAGAGAGAGAAAUAGCCCUCAAAUCUUAUUUUAUUAAAACGAAUGCGAGCGUAAGGCAGUCCUCAACUUACAAGAGUGACCAUUCAAAGUUACAACGUCACUGAAAAAAGUCACAUGAUCGUUUUUUACACGUAGGACUGUUGCAGCAUUGACCCUUGGCAACGAACUCCUGUUUAUGAUAAUUGCAGUGUCCCGGAGUCCCAUGUAGAGGGGAAAUGCUACCGGUUCAGUCCGGUUUGCCCGAACCGGUAGUAAAAAAUGUUUUAAAAAAAGUUCCGACGAUUGUGUGUCACUCAGCUGAUCGUCAGAACUUUUUUUUUUUUUUUAAACCUUUUGGGUAUUUUUUUACUACCGGUUUGGGCGAAUAGGUAGUAAAAAUGCUUUUAAAAAGUUUUAAAAUGCUUUUAAAAACUGGUGGUAAACCGGUUUAGAUUUCACCACUGGUCCCGUGAUCCCCUUUUGCGACCUUCGAUGGGGAGUAAAAACCCCACUCAACAAUCGUCUGACUUAGCAACGAGAGAUUUGGGGCUCAGUUGCGGUCGUUAAGUCGAGGGACACCUGUCAUUUACCGGAAUGAGGCAGGUCCGUGCGUUCUAGCAAACAACUCACGGGGUACCCCGCUUUAAAACAGUACUCCUGCAAGGAUUCCGCCACUGUGCCAGGCCAUCGAAAUCCCUCUUACUAUACUUACCUCUCGGCUUUGUAAACCCAUUUGUAAAAACAACCAGGCGUAGAGCAGGAUCUGUUUCCUUUCAGAGUCAGGUUUACGGGCAUAGUGCAAUUCUCAAGAAGCAUGAAUUAAUGUAUUUUUCAGAGUAUAAGACGCACUCCCCCCCUCUAAAAGUGGGUGAAAAUUUCGGGGCAUCUUAUAGACCAAAUACAGGCCUGUUUUGGGGCUCCCGAACUCCCUGCAUGUCACGUUUUCAGCCCCCCCCGGCCCCCAGAAGCACUCUACAGGCCAAAAAUGGGCGCGUGAAAAUGGGAUGCGCGGAGGGUUCGGGAGGCCAAAAAUGGGCCUUGUUUUGGCCUCCAAAGUGCUUCUGGAGGCCGGAGCAGUGAUGGGAUUCAACCGGUUCGCACCAGUUCAGCAUAACCGAUUGUUAAAUUGCUGGCUGGCCCCUCGCCUCCACUCUUUGCCCCUUCCAGAAGUCCCCAUGUGCCCUGUUUUGGCUCCCAGGAGGCUUCAGAGCAGCCUACUAGGCCCAAAACAGGGCGCAGGGCGGGAGGCGCACCCGUUUUGGCUCCCAGGGGGGUGCAGGAGGCUGAGUCUUGCCUGUCGCACCCCCUGACUAUGUCCACCAUGGCCACGCCCACCCAGCCAGUCAUUAGGGCAGAGAACCGGUUGUUAAAUUAUUUGAAUCCCACCAGUGGGACGGGGGAGGGCGAAAAUUAUUUUUUCCCCUUGUUUUUUUCUUCUAAAUCUAGGUGCGUCUUAUAGUCCGAAAAAUACGGUAUUCCGAAGAAUACAGUGUGUAUUCUUAAAUUAACCCUGCCGCAGAAGACGACGUUCUGGAAUCCAGCCCAAAAACAAUAUAUUUUUUUUAAUCUUGGAUAACGAUUCACAGACAAGACGAGAGGCUCGUUCCUUUGAAUUAUACCCCCGAGCGUUGGAAGUUCAAGAAAAGUUUCCUUCGGUUUUCGAAGUGUCUUUGAGCCGGUGGACCAGUGGCUUUUGGGUGGGGUCUUUGGCUGCACGUUGGUUCAUGGGCCACGAGCCACGGAAGAAGUACGAGAUAUUCCGGUUUUUAUUCCUGUCCACUUAUAUCCCGAGGGAGCGUUCCACGAAAUAAUCCGGUAGCAGAGUGUCUGAUUCUCCCUCUUUGUGCCUAAACGUGAUCAGGGUCAACGAGUCCUUCGGAUAAACCCACCUACACCUGAACUUCUCUUCCGUGAUCCAGCCGUCCUCGGAAACCGUAGUUUGUGAUGUACGUUCCCGUGUGGGCUCUUGCCCAAACAGCCAAACUUUAAUGUGACCAAUGUUGCUUUCCGAUCCAGUCAAAGUUACCGAUUUUAGGGUAGAGUAGCUAUCUGGAACUCUUCUUUUUUUUUUUUUUCUCGAAUUCUCUCUGGUCUUUGUUUUUUUUUUUUUUCCUCCUCUCGUAGCGAGCGCCACUGCCAAUCUUGAUCCUCGCCCGCUGUAAAAUGCUUUUCUCUUGUAGUAUCUGGUGCUGUCGGGAAGGGCGGUUACAAGGGGGCCCCGGAAAGGACAGGAGGCAAGUAGCGGCGUUGGCCCGCGGUCUCCAGACGGAGGAAAGGAAGGAAAGCAAUCAUUCCAUCUUGUGUCUAGGACAGUGUUGGCGAACCUUUUCGGCACCGAGUGCUCGCACGUGCGGGGGCAACACCGGAAACCAGAAGAGCAGCUCCCUGGUGCGCAUACACGCACCGGGAACCUGAGCCUCUGGUUUCCAGUGUGUGCAUGCGUGGCAGU
Pantherophis guttatus is the source of this 6716-nucleotide messenger RNA. It is a transcript of the gene HCN3, whose product is annotated as hyperpolarization activated cyclic nucleotide gated potassium channel 3. Gene Ontology annotation, biological process: potassium ion transmembrane transport; regulation of membrane depolarization; sodium ion transmembrane transport. The record is from RefSeq and is a predicted model, not a curated record. Gene Ontology annotation, cellular component: axon; HCN channel complex; membrane. Gene Ontology annotation, molecular function: voltage-gated potassium channel activity. NCBI's taxonomy places the organism in Eukaryota, Metazoa, Chordata, Lepidosauria, Squamata, Colubridae.